AUGCCUGAAACCUGGGAAAUCUCGGAAAUGCUGGCCAACCCAAAGGUCAUCUUUGCUAACCCAAAGGUCAACACUUCAACUUUUGCAUUGGAAUUUGCGAUGAGACGCAGGACUCAACAACAGCUUCUUGGCCUAGCCCAAGACGCCAUCGACGGCCUUGAAACCCAGCUCGAGCAAAACAGACGCUUGACCUCCAUCGCGAGUCGCAUCAAGGGCCAAGGAACCGAGUGGGAAGACGAACUCAAGCACAGAAGACAGUUGAGACUUAUCCUGGAGAUAGAGCAAUGGGUGGACCGGUUCAGUAUGCUUCUGCGCCGCCGCAAUGCCGAGAUAAUACCCGACAUCGCGGACAAUGAGAAGUUCAUUAAUGAUUCUGGCGAGCUUCCCGCGGUGCUCAACGACGAAGACUCCAGCUUCACCGAUCAACGCAUCAGCCAGCUGAAAGGUGGUGCUUAG
Molecule: messenger RNA, 456 nt
Organism: Fusarium keratoplasticum
Lineage: Eukaryota; Fungi; Ascomycota; Sordariomycetes; Hypocreales; Nectriaceae
Exons: 2
Coding region: 1-456 (151 amino acids)
Source: RefSeq, a predicted model, not a curated record